Messenger RNA from Diceros bicornis minor, 1129 nucleotides. It is a transcript of the gene DCK, whose product is annotated as deoxycytidine kinase. Gene Ontology annotation, biological process: nucleobase-containing compound metabolic process. Gene Ontology annotation, molecular function: ATP binding; deoxycytidine kinase activity. Lineage: Eukaryota; Metazoa; Chordata; Mammalia; Perissodactyla; Rhinocerotidae. The record is from RefSeq and is a predicted model, not a curated record. Gene Ontology annotation, cellular component: mitochondrion; cytoplasm. The transcript is spliced from 7 exons. The coding region runs from base 162 to 944 and encodes 260 amino acids.
UGAGGCCGGAAUCAAAACCCGAGACCCGCCGGCGGGAAAGGGAGCGCUGCGUGGGAGUCUCGUCUGCAGGUCCAGCCAGGUUCUGCCGCGGCGCGAGCCCCAGCGCGCGCACCUGUGGCCACCUUCCAACCCUCGCUGCUCCGCGCGCUGCAACGCGAGGAAUGGCCACCCCACCCAAGAGGAGCUGCCUGUCUUCCGCGACCAGCCCUCAGGGAACCCGCAUCAAGAAAAUUUCCAUCGAAGGGAACAUCGCUUCAGGGAAGUCAACAUUUGUAAAUAUCCUUAAACAAGUCUGUGAGGAUUGGGAAGUGGUUCCUGAACCUGUUGCCAGAUGGUGUAAUGUUCAAAGUACUCAAGAUGAAUUUGAGGAAUUGACAACGUUUGAGAAAACUGGUGGGAAUAUUCUUCAGAUGAUGUAUGAGAAACCUGAACGAUGGUCUUUUACCUUCCAGUUAUAUGCCUGCCUCAGUCGAAUACGAGCUCAGUUUGCCUCUCUCAGUGGCAAGCUCAGAGAUGCGGAGAAACCUGUAUUAUUUUUUGAACGAUCUGUGUAUAGCGACAGGUAUAUUUUUGCAUCUAAUUUGUAUGAAUCUGACUGCAUGAAUGAAACAGAGUGGACAAUUUAUCAAGACUGGCAUGACUGGAUGAAUAACCAGUUUGGUCAAAGCCUUGAUCUGGAUGGAAUCAUUUAUCUUCGAGCUACUCCAGAGAAAUGCUUGAAUAGAAUAUAUUUACGGGGAAGAAGUGAAGAACAAGAUAUUCCUCUUGAAUAUUUGGAGAAGCUUCACUCUAAGCAUGAAAGCUGGCUCCUGCAUAGAACACUGAAAACCAAUUUUGAUUAUCUACAAGAAGUGCCUAUCUUAACACUGGAUGUUAAUGAAGACUUUAAAGACAAAUAUGACAGUCUGAUUGAAAAGGUCAAAGAAUUUUUGAACACUUUGUGAUCUUGCUGAAGACUACAGGCAGCCAGAUGAUUCCAAAUACUUAAACUUUGUGUAUCUUUGUGGCUCCAUAUUCAUAUAAGUCUUUGUAGAAAACCUAAGUUUUUAACUAUUUUUGUUCCAAGAAAAAAAUUUUUUUUUGAUGAUUCCUAUACAAAAGUUUAUAACUAGUUUCUUUUUUUUUUUUU